AUGGCAGUCAGACGCUUCGCGCUUCCUCCCGGUCUUUACUACAUCAAGACCACGGACGGCACUGGCCGCAACGUCGUCAGCCCCGGCGCCGACAACCAACAGCUCUUCGUAGGCACCCCGUCGCCUGACCCAUCCCAGCAGUGGUUGAUCUCCGGGGAUGGCACUAUGCGGGCCAUGAACGUCACCUCUGGAAGAUUCUCUCUGGCCAACUUGAAUUUGGCCUUGGUCCCUCAGGCUGUUAUUCGCAGCACCAGCAGCGUCCAGUGGAGCAUAAACGUCGAAUGGGACGAUGCGAGCAACUCCUACCUGGGGCCGAUCAUGGCCAACGACUCCUCCAAGCGUCGUUUUGCGCUCAACGGGAACAACAUUGAGCUUGCUGCUGCGUCGUCGAACCAGGAGUGGAACUUCGUUCCAGUUAAGUAG
Cyclocybe aegerita is the source of this 423-nucleotide messenger RNA. The record is from the annotation of a GenBank genome assembly. Lineage: Eukaryota; Fungi; Basidiomycota; Agaricomycetes; Agaricales; Hemipholiotaceae.